Messenger RNA from Sorghum bicolor (sorghum), 810 nucleotides. RefSeq names its product stress-response A/B barrel domain-containing protein HS1. The coding region runs from base 252 to 575 and encodes 107 amino acids. NCBI's taxonomy places the organism in Eukaryota, Viridiplantae, Streptophyta, Magnoliopsida, Poales, Poaceae. Gene Ontology annotation, biological process: pollen tube adhesion. The record is from RefSeq and is a predicted model, not a curated record. The transcript is spliced from 2 exons.
AACUCACGGUGAUUCUGGGAAUCUGAGAUCGAAGCAUCCACCUCGUGAUCCGUCGUGUUUGUUUACGCCUGGCCUGAUCCAGGCGAGAGUGCGUGCCGACGAGCCACGAUCCGCCCAACCUCACCUCGCGCAACUCUCACAGUCUCACCCGUACAAAGCGGUCCGUCGCCCAGAAGCGAACCAAGAAGCAGAGCGAAGUACUACUGCUGGUACCCACACCCACCGCAGCCUCACCUACCACUACCAAGAAGAUGGCCAGCGGCGGCGUGGUGAAGCACAUCCUGCUGGCACGCUUCAAGGAGGACGUGACGCAGGAGCGCCUGGACGAGCUCAUCCGCGGAUACGCCGCGCUCGUCGCCGCCGUCCCCUCCAUGAAGGCCUUCCACUGGGGAACUGAUGUGAGCAUAGAAAACAUGCAUCAAGGGUUCACGCAUGUCUUUGAAUCGACAUUUGAAAGCACGGAAGGAAUCAAGGAGUACAUUGAGCACCCUAAACAUGUUGAAUUCGCAAAUGUGUUCUUGCCUGUGUUGGACAAGGUCAUCGUAAUCGACUAUAAGCCAACUUCGGUCAACUAGUGGUGGACCCUGAACCAGCAGGCGGAGCUUUUUUGCAGUUCUCAUUAUCUAUAUAUCUAUAAUAAUCCUCUGUACUGUUCGUGGGAGGAUUCCAUUUGACUCUACACUUUCUGCUGAAUAAAUAAACUUGUUAGCUUUGUUCCUUGUUAAGAAUGAACUUUGAGUUUUCUGUAACUGCACUUGUUGUAACUUGGCAUGUUUCUUAUUGAUAUCAGAAUUACGUUCCUAAAGACAA